AUGUCAACCCCAACUUCCAAUCCUCCUACCCCCAAGGGCCCUCGCAACAACAACAAUAACAAUCGCCGCCCGCAGCCCAAGAAGAAUACCACCCCCCAUACACAGAAUAUGGCGCUUCUGACUACCCCACCUUCCUCACCGCCACGCAAUAUGACUCCAGCUGGCGUGGCCACAGAUUCAUCAAAUCCCAAUAAUGUCCACCCCCAAUCUAAGAAGAAGCCUCCCCGCUCUGGGAAGAAGCCCAAAGACGUGAACCGAACCGAGUCUGCGCCCAAUGGGCACAAUGGAGCAAGUGGAGCGAAUGGAGCGAAUGGAUCAAAUGGGCAUCGACGCACCUCUUCUCGCACGAACGCUGCGAAUGUCACCCCGCAACAAGCUAAGGAUAGCGCAUAUGCCGGGCCAACUUUUCAUGCAUCCCCAGCGCCCUCACAAUUGCCGAUGCCCAGCUUCUUUUCCAAGUCGCUACCUGAGUCUGACCUCGCAACAACUCUUGAAACUGACAGCGAUACCGCGGAUACAGAAGGUGAGGUAGAGACAACUCCGUCCAAGCCCCGAGCUCGCCCCCCGCAGCAGCUCGCGGCUGGUGAGCCUGAGCCUCAGUCCACUCCUCUGGAUUUCCUUUUCAAAGCUGCCGUACAGGCACGGAAUUCCAAUUCCAUGAGCAGUCCCGAGCUGAGCAAUCGCGCGCGCUUACCUCAAACCGAACCGAGAUUGCCACAUCCUAAUCUGCCUGGCGGUAUGUUCUCAUUCGAAAUGGGCUCCGAGAAUGGGCGCGGCUCAAACAUUGGGCCUUCCUUUGCGCCAUCUUACCAGGAUCGUAUGACUGCUUUCCGCUCCUCCAGCUCGCCACCUACUCAGACCCCCGAGACCGAAGAGCAGCGGCGUGCAAAGAAUGCGGAGUUGAAGCAACUGCUCCUUAAUCCGCGCCCUCAGCGGUCGUCACCCAACUCCCCUGCACCAGAACACCCUGCUUCCCAGUAUGGAGCCCGCCCGCAUGUCAAUCCCAGUCUUCCUCCUUAUGCCACGCCCAGUCGAACGAACUCUGGUCCCCCAGCUCCUAUCAAUCGGGGAUACUCUCCUCAGGUCCCGCAAGUGCCCAACCAGGCUGGUUACCAGUACCCCUACGCGAAUGGUCACCAAGUUCGCAAUACUGAGUCCCCACUACGACGUGAAGUUCCACCCAAUCACUACCACGCUCCUUUUGCUGGCCCAUAUGGCAAUCCAUACAUGGGAAGAGCAUCAGUGCCAACUUCUAGCGACUCGACCAAUUACAUUUCCCCACAGCCUCAAUACGCUACCGCAGCCUUCACUUUGCCUACCCACUCUCCGUCGCCCUCCCGGGCUGUCGAUACCAGGCAAAUGGAAGCUGAUCUCCGACGGGUUCUGAAGAUGGAUGCGACUCCAGAAAUCCAAAGCUCUCGUGUUUGA
Messenger RNA from Penicillium verhagenii, 1428 nucleotides. RefSeq lists its product as uncharacterized. The record is from RefSeq and is a predicted model, not a curated record. The coding region runs from base 1 to 1428 and encodes 475 amino acids. The transcript has a single exon. NCBI's taxonomy places the organism in Eukaryota, Fungi, Ascomycota, Eurotiomycetes, Eurotiales, Aspergillaceae.